This is a messenger RNA of Harpia harpyja (harpy eagle), 1023 nucleotides long. RefSeq lists its product as uncharacterized. The record is from RefSeq and is a predicted model, not a curated record. The annotation marks the transcript as partial. Lineage: Eukaryota; Metazoa; Chordata; Aves; Accipitriformes; Accipitridae. The transcript has 2 exons.
UAUCCCCAAAAGGAACUAGAGGAAGCAAGGAGACACUUCAGGGAAAACCCCCAAGUGAGGCCUUUGAUUAAAGCAGAAUUUGCUUAUAUAAAUGAUGAGGAUAAUGACCCACAUACUACAACUAAAGAGAUACCAUACACUCCCACUGAAUUGGCCAAAAUGAAAAGAGAAUAUGGGCACCUUCCCAAAGAAUCCGAAACAGAGUAUGUGUGGCGUGUAUCUUUAACUGGAGGGGACCAAAUUCAGUUAAAUGAAAGGGAAGCUAGUGGUGUCGCUGGUUACUGGGGCCACGGUGUCUUUUUAACAACAGGGGAUAGACGUGCCCCAUGGUCCCUAACCCAGCGGGCUGCCUAUUGGGCCGGAGGGCUGAACCCCUUAGACAGGGGAGAUCCCCUAGCAAUCACAGGCACAGCUGAUCAAUUGCUAGAAAGUGUGCACAAAGCAGCCUGCCUGCAGAUGAUACAUGAAAGGAAGUUAGUUCCCGGAUGUGAAUCCCCAAUGAUGUUGCCGGUGAAUCCUGAAAUCAUGACUCCUUUGAUAAGGGGACUCCCAGAAUCACUUAAAUCCACCGGGAUUGUUCUCCAAAGGACCAUAGCAUCUUUAGAUGCUGUAGAAAAGUUGGAGAGCUCUACUAAAGGUAAAGGAGAUGAAAUUGAUGUUGGCACAGGUUCACCUCUCAAUUAUGGCCCACCUCUUUCCCACUCAAAGCAUAAAAGGAUCUGGACAUGGGGAGAUAUAGCACAAGAAUUGAUAGAUUAUAGCAGAAAAUACGGUCCUGUGAGAACUUUGGAGGAGAAAUCUAAAGGAAUCCGUCAAGUGGGAGCUAAAAAUCCACCCCUAUCUGUUAGUAAAACUGUAACCGCUCUCACUGACCCCGCCACUGUUGCUGACUAUUCCUACUCUAAAACUGGGGGAGGAGGAAGACAGCCCCUGACUCGACAACAAUGGUGGGCUUUGGGAAUUAAAAAGGGAGUUCCCAGAGAUGUGAUGGAUGGUUUACCCCUUAAUAAACUGAGUAAACUG